Myxocyprinus asiaticus (Chinese sucker) is the source of this 2204-nucleotide messenger RNA. Its product is annotated as forkhead box protein B2-like. Gene Ontology annotation, molecular function: RNA polymerase II cis-regulatory region sequence-specific DNA binding; DNA-binding transcription factor activity, RNA polymerase II-specific. The record is from RefSeq and is a predicted model, not a curated record. Lineage: Eukaryota; Metazoa; Chordata; Actinopteri; Cypriniformes; Catostomidae. Gene Ontology annotation, biological process: anatomical structure morphogenesis; cell differentiation; regulation of transcription by RNA polymerase II. The transcript has a single exon. The coding region runs from base 309 to 1268 and encodes 319 amino acids.
CAUCCUCCGGGAGAACUUCUCGCGCUCUGAGAGGACGCAGGUGUCGCGCCCGUGAGGAGUAUCACUACAGAGGUAACUUUGAACAUACUUGUCAUUGCCUUAGUCCUGUGGAUUUUGAACUUGUAACAAGAAGGUGAGAUGUUAUGAUGCUAAAUCAGAUGUGACACUACAGGAACAACAGCUAAAUAAAUCAAAGCAAAGGUAGAGUGGUGAAUGAUAGCUCUUCUGUUUAAAUGUAAGCAAUGCCAGCUUACUUCUGACUGACACUGCAUAGAAUUUCAAAAGGAGAAAUAAAGAUUGCUCAAGCCAUGCCUCGGCCAGGCAAGAACUCCUACAGUGACCAAAAGCCUCCGUACUCCUACAUCUCUCUGACUGCGAUGGCUAUCCAGAGCUCCUCUGAGAAGAUGCUCCCCCUUAGCGACAUCUACAAAUUCAUCAUGGACCGCUUUCCGUAUUACCGUGAGAACACUCAGCGCUGGCAAAACUCACUCCGUCACAACCUUUCAUUCAAUGACUGCUUCAUCAAGAUCCCUCGACGCCCCGACCAGCCUGGCAAGGGCAGCUUCUGGGCCCUGCAUCCAGACUGCGGAGACAUGUUUGAGAACGGAAGCUUCUUACGCCGCCGAAAGCGUUUUAAGCUCCUGCGGGUGGAGCAUUCAGCUUGCAAGAGUGCCCCCGUGCUCCAUUCCUACCAUUCUCACCACCAUGCACAACAUUCCUUACAUCAGUCCCACCACCAUUCAGGGAAACUGGGCAUGGGCCAUCCAGACUACCUGGGCACCAUGGGCCGCCUCUCACACUUCCAGAGCUAUACGCUCAGUGGUGGGCAGAGCGGCAGCUUUAAGCACCCCUUUGCCAUCGAGAGCCUGAUUGGGCGAGACUAUAAAGGAGUGAUGGCCAGUGGAUUGCCCAUUGCCUCGGUUAUGCAUCACCUUGGUUACCCCAUGCCUGCUCAGCUCGGUGGCAUGGUCAACUCUGUGUGGCCGCACGUCGGCAUGCUCUCCGAGUCAGUUCCAGUGUCAUCAGACUACCCACCGUUUAGUGUGGCGGUGAAGGGGCUGUACCAUCACCCGGGGACCCAGAGCAUGCCUGCCGUACCCAUGCCCAUUAAACCCACUCCAACUCUGGGAGCAGUUCCCUCAUUGACUGGCAUGACACCGGGAGUUACGCAGCUAUGCCCAAGAACAACAUCCCUGAUGGAGAGAGAAACAACAGCUCUUACAGAGGAAAAGAGUGGAGCUCUACAUGCCGCUCUUCUACAGUCCUGAAGCCAAAAACGACAUUCAGGAGUUAGGGUAUGUAGAGCAUGCUUUGGGGACAGCUGUGGACUCUUUAAAUCUGACUUGAGCUUCAGCAAAAUUUCACUUGCCAACCUUUUCCACGGUUGUCCAUUGGGAGAGGAUUAAACAAACAGCACUUGAUUACUUCUGUACUGCACUUUAAGAACUAUUAAAUGUGCGUUUCUGGCUGUGUAUAUCAGGCAGUUUAUAUUGUGCAGAGUGCAGAUUGUAUUAUAAUAUGCCUCUGCAAUUUUGCAGUUUUCUGCUUUAUGUAGAAUAAGGUACGUGUUGUAAUAGCCAUGUUUUUUCUUGGUAAACAUCUAGAUGUAAUGUUGUGGAUACAAGUAUUUUUUUUGUGUGUAUUUCACCAAGACAAGAUGUAAAAGUGUACAAGUUUUUUUUUUUUUGUUUUUUUUUUGUACAAAUGACUGAAAAAGCAAAACAUCUGAUAGUGUUCUCCCUAGCACUGUAUAUGAGAUAUACAUAUCAAACAUUUUUAAACACUUCAAAUUAAGCCUUAGAAAAGUUAAGACUACAGAGACUGUAUAAAUUAAAUUUUUAAAAAUUUGUUUGCAAAAAUGAUGACAUACAUGCAUGUGUGUCACAGUUAAAACAGUGAAGUGGAUUACAGUGUGUUGGGGAGAAAGACUGUCAUAAAAUAUCCCGAAGUGAAUUGUGCAAAAUUGUAAUAAUGUAAAAUAUAAAAUGAAUUUAUGUUAAAAUGUAAUAUAAUAAUUGUAAUAUAUUAUUAUAUGUAUUAUGUAAAUAUAUGUAGAAUAUUAUCACUUACAGUAUUGGGAUUGCACUUGUGGUAUUCACUAACACAACUAAAUAUUUUAUGGAAACAGAAACAAUCAAAUGUACAAUUAUAGUGAUUAAUACUAGGCCUUAAAUGUGCUGUUUUAAAGUGGCAUGUAAAAAACA